Molecule: messenger RNA, 2076 nt
Organism: Symbiodinium natans
Lineage: Eukaryota; Dinophyceae; Suessiales; Symbiodiniaceae
Source: the annotation of a GenBank genome assembly
AUGCCCGUCAACCCCUCGCCAGACAUCCAGGGUCAGCUGCGAGUACUCCACGCCGACCCGGCUGUGAUUCUUAUCCCGGAUCUCUGGAGCAAAGAGGCCUGUGAAAAGCUGGUCUUUGCCGCAAAGUGCAGUGGUGCAAUGCGGCAGUCGAGCUGCAGUGGCUAUGGCGUUGCACCCGGUGAGGCGCAAGCUGCCAGGACCAGCGGCAGUGUGGUCCUGAAACCGGAGGUGGCGCGCAGGUUUGGUGCCGAGCCAAUGGUUCGGAAGCUGUUCCGCGAUCUCUUCGGAGUGCUGGGUGUCGGCGGCUCCGACACAAGAGCAUACACCGCAGAGUAUCCGCAGGUCGUGCGGUAUGAGCGCGGCCAGCGCUUCGACUUGCAUCAGGAUGCAUUCGCAUGGGAAGAAGCUCAAGAGGAUGGUUAUCAGCGCCACGCCACUCUCUUGGUGUAUCUCAACGAUGUGGAACUUGGCGGAUCGACGAGGCUAAGUUUUAAGGUGCCCUUUGUCUGGAACUUUGGUAAUUUCGUCAUUCACAUGCGGCGUGCGAGGAAACAAUCGCUUGCAAGCAUGGCAGAGAAGCGCAAGCGCGAGGACAUUGUGACCUUGGACCUUGUCAUUGCCACGCGUGAGAACACGCAGAAGCUUGGCUACUUCGUUGACGACACCGUCGUGAACCCUGGCUUGGGCAUCCCCUUCUACAAGACCGUGCUGGAGGGUGCAAACUACGAGCAUGCUGAUUGGAAGGACCAGGCAUGCGUCCGUACCUCGCAGAUCCACUGGCGAGAGGAUCACAGUGUUUCCUGGCUGGAACGGCACAUGGAAAUGACCCAGGGCUUUAUUCUCCUUGGGAAAAACCCAGGGCUCUUCGUCCUGGGCGAGCCGACCCAUGACCGCGACGAUUUGGACGAAAAGGGCCGAGCGAAGCCUGAUCCCGAGCGAACCAAAGCAUACAUCAUCCCGGCAGGAAUGGGCUUGAUCCUGAAAAAGGGGACCUGGCACGACUUCCCAGUGUCGUGCGGUCCGCCCGUGACUGCCUUUAUCCUGAACACAGAAGAAGUUGUUGCGGCCCUUGCGUCCAUGCCAAAGCCAGCGCCCAUGAACCAUGGCGAUUGCUUCAAGCUUCGUAUGGCGGAACACUUUGACUUCACGCUCAAGUUCCCUGAUCCCCGCCCUUUCGUUCAAAGACACGGCCUGGUGCCUAGCCCAGUGGCCAUGCCUUUGAUGGGCAAGGAGGGCUAUGGCACCGACAUGGUGCGACAGGAGGUGAAGCCUGGAUGGGCUGGUGGCAAGAAGGUCUUCGUAGUUCCCGUGGUGAACGUGGAGGUCUUUGUCCCUGGCAGCGGAGGACCGUCCAUCCAGCCCCAUUUGCAGUCGAUUCCGGAGGUUGCCAACCGAGGCUGGCGGGAUUACGGCAAUCGCCGCGGCCUGCAGCGGCUGUGCGCCAUGUUCAAGGAGCUUGGGAUCCCGGCGACGGCCGUGGUCAACAGUGAGGCAGCCAAACUGGAGCACGUGGCCAAGGCGCUGAAGGAGUCGGGCUGGGAGCUCGGUGCACAUGGUCUGAACAACUCCUCGGGUGCCGCCAAGCUUAGCAGGGGUGAGGAGGAGGCGUAUUUCAAGCAGACCCUGGACGACCUUCAGCAAAGCCUGGGCGCAAGGCCCAAGACCUGGCUGACUCCAGGCUUUUCCGUCACGGAGCGCACACCGGAAAUAGCUGUGCAGUCUGGCAUUGAGGCGUUUCUGGACUUUGUGGACGAGGACGUGCCGUACUACCUCUCGCACGAGAGUGGGAAGCGCACGCUAUGCCUGCCCUACUGCAUGGAGACCAACGACUUCUCUUGCGUUUUGACAAAGCACUUUGAUGGCCGGCAGUAUGCCCAAGCCAUUGAGGACCACGUCCGCCAGCUGGCCAAGGAAGACGGAGAGAAGGUGGUGUGCUUGGGCAUGCACACGUUCGUGGCUGGAACACCUGGGCGAGUGCUCGCCCUCACGGAGGCGCUUGGGCGCCUUCAGCAAGUCCCGGGCGUUUGCUUUGCCACCACAGCCGAUGUCUGCGUGGCCAUUCAGAAGAAUGCUUGA